Molecule: messenger RNA, 279 nt
Organism: Amoebophrya sp. A25
Lineage: Eukaryota; Dinophyceae; Syndiniales; Amoebophryaceae
Source: the annotation of a GenBank genome assembly
AUGGCGCACAAACUGAGCUCUUUCAACAAGACCGAGAUCGAUCUCUUCGCCCAUCGUACCUUGAGCCGACCUUUCGACAUGCUGAUCGAUGAUGGCUUACACGAAUCCCUUGGAAACCGAGCGAAUCUAGCGUAUUGGUGGCGGCUCGUGCGGCCUGGCGGAUGGUACUUGAUAGAGGAUUUGCCAGUCGCCAUCGUGUCACCAACAACGACGUUUUGUCCCGCAGAGUCGCUACGUGUGUCUGACUUCGCUUUCGAGGAAGAGAACAGAAGGGACUGA